AUGGGCGGCGUGACCUUCUGGCCCGACGCGCGCAAGCAGGAGCGGCGCGACGUGCUGCUCUUCCGCUGCGUCUUCGACCAGCUCCAGGCCUGGGACAACGCCGAGGCGCUCGAAUACCUGCUCGAGGCGACGGCCUGCGCGCCGGACGCGUCGUCGCCGAGCCACAAGCACCGGACGCUGCUCAUGGUCGCCGCGCUCUUCGGGCGGGUCCGAGGCAUCCGCGCGCUGGCGGCGCGCGGCGCGGACGUGAACCGCCAGGCGCCGGGCUCGGGCGAGCACGCGUUGCAGCUCGCGGCCUACGGCGGCCGGCUCGACGCCGUCGCGGAGCUCCUGCGCCUCGGCGCGGAUGCGACCCUGCGCACGAAGUACGACGAGACGGCCGAGGACGCCGCGCGCGCGAACGGCCAGGACGCCUGCGCGGAGCUGCUCCGCACGGGCGCGGCGCCCGCGCGGCGCGACGCGGCGACAAGGACGGUCCGGGCCGACGCGGCCAAGGGCGAGAAGGCGCCCUGGUUCGACGCGGCCGCGACGGCGGUCUACGCGCGGACGCCGCCCGCCGCCACGCCGGCGCCGGCGCCCUGGCGCCGCGGCGGCGGCUCGCGGCCGCGCGCGCGCGGCGGCUAUCGAAGGUAA
Molecule: messenger RNA, 633 nt
Organism: Aureococcus anophagefferens
Lineage: Eukaryota; Pelagophyceae; Pelagomonadales; Pelagomonadaceae
Exons: 1
Coding region: 1-633 (210 amino acids)
Molecular function (GO): protein binding
Source: RefSeq, a predicted model, not a curated record